Messenger RNA from Schistosoma curassoni, 653 nucleotides. NCBI's taxonomy places the organism in Eukaryota, Metazoa, Platyhelminthes, Trematoda, Strigeidida, Schistosomatidae. The record is from the annotation of a GenBank genome assembly.
CUGACAUUGAAAUCGUGAGUGAAGGUUGCGGAGCUUUUGAAUGUCAGUGCUAUUGCACUAACAAAUGUAAUUAUUAAGUUUAACAUAAAACUAACAUGUCAGACCCAGGUCAUAGCAUCAAUGUGAUUUUUGGGGGUCAAAAGUAUUUGGUCCCUUUACCAUUGAAUAGCGAUGCAACAUUACUGGACUUAAUGAAGUCAAUAGACUCUAUUUUACACAUUCCAUUUGAUAAACAAAGAAUAAUAUACAAAGGAAGAUCUCUUACUGAUCCUGAUGCAUUAAUUUCUUCAUCCGGUCUCACUCCUGGGUCUAGAGUUAUGAUUCUUGGUUCAGUAAAUGAGGCCGUAAAACUUGUCAAGGCAAAAGACACGUCUGAUGCAGUCGAUUUACAACUAAAAGACCUCUCAAACAAGCUAGAUACUAUUUUAUCUCAAAGUAAUUCUGAUAGUUUAGAGGUAACUGCACACGUAAAGUCUACAAUUGACAUUAUGGAGCAGUGCAUGCGUACUCUUGAGCUUCUGGACUCUGUUCGGUUGCCAUACAAUUGCGAAAGUGAACGCGCUUGUCGUAAGAGGCUAGUAGACACAAUACAAGAGUUUCUUGUACAGGCGGACAAGUUGAGAGCUGAAUUUUUAAAGCUUAUCAAAACAUAA